AUGGACAGAACAAUCUUCAUCACAGGUCCCGAUCCUUCGCUGGAAUUGUUGUACAGCGAUGUCUGGCUGCCGGGUCUGUACUCCCGCCGCAUUCUGUGUUUCGAGCUACCCCAAGGCUCGACUCACGAAAAGGUCAUUGACGCAAUGGAGAGGGCAAUGAAGGCGCUGGUGCAAGGAACUCCCGAGCUUGGCUCAUCUUCCGUCGUGGUGCCAAAUGCCGCUCUGCAUGAUCCAAGUCAGCCAUGGAGAGCCCUCGCGCCAGGAGAUGGCAUUCAGCUGAGCAUCAAAGACAUGACCAAGACCUUUCAAAGCUACAAGGAGCUAGAGGCUGCUGGCUUUCCCCUGGCAGCUUUCAAAGAUGCGGACUUUAUGCCGAUCGCCGGGGCUAUCAUGCCAGAGCCGCAACCACAGUCCAAGUUCCAGUUGAGCCUGAUCGAGGGCGGUGUGCUUUUGAGCGUCUGCCUCUAUCAUCAUCUCCACGAUGGCAAUGGAAUCAACACUGUUACACGAGCUUUGGGAGAUGAGUGUAGGAGGGCUGCGGACACAAAAGGCCAACUGCCACCCCGGAAGCUCAAUCACGACCGAAGCAUCAUGGCCUCCUUGAACGGUGGCCUUACAGAUCUCAAAGAACAUCCCGCAUACUCAAUCAAGCACGGCGUAUUCAUACCAGGCAUCCAUCAUGAUCAUGCCCCUCCCGAGGCAAACGGCGAGCCAGCCCCUCCACCUCCAGAAUUCGUUCCUGCGUAUUUCAACAUCACGAACGACAACGCACAAGCUCUGAAGGACUAUGGAGGUCGCGACAUGCGCAUCUCGACCCACGAUGCAAUCACUGCAGCAAUAUGGCGUACACUCACUGUAGCGAGGUUCAAGACGGGCCAAUUGAAAGAAGACACCGUGAGCACCUUCACGGUUCCCCACAACGCUCGUCAGCAUGUCGGCCUCGAUAAGGACUGGGUCGGCAACUGCGUAUACUUCAUCAGCUGUGAUGCAAAGGUUUCGGACAUCAUCCAGGAAGACAGCCUCCCCAUGCUGGCCGCCAAGAUCCGCACCGAGCUCAACAGGACCAACCGCGAGCGCGUGGAGGGACUGAUGACACUCAGAAAGCGAGACCCUUACAGCUUGGCAUGGUGGCCGAUCGGGAUGGCAGACAAGCCACACAUCGUCGCACUGACCUCCAUGUACCAUUCCGAGAUCGUAGGGUACGACUUUGGUCCUGCUCUUGGCAAGGUGAAGCAUUUCACUUCUACGAAAAUCGGCGCCUUUGGCCCUGACUUCCAACGAGCUCACUUUGUUGGGCCCAAGAUCGAUGGUGGUCAGGCUUGCAAUGUGUAUGUCGGUCUGGUGAAGGAUGAGGUGGACCCCUUCUCCAGAGAGCCGCUUUGGAGCAGGUAUUUCAGCUUGCUGGAGGUCAGAGGGAACGCUGUCAGCGAUGUUUAG
Lecanosticta acicola is the source of this 1437-nucleotide messenger RNA. Lineage: Eukaryota; Fungi; Ascomycota; Dothideomycetes; Mycosphaerellales; Mycosphaerellaceae. The record is from the annotation of a GenBank genome assembly.